AUGCAAGUCGACAAUGUCCCAAAUGAGAGAUGGGAGAGAAUCUUGUACUUUGUACAUCGAGCUCCACCUCUUUCAGGUACAGGCUGUAAAAGAAAAGCUUACCGUCAACAGGAUCUUACAGUGGUAUUACGGUUAAACAGAGGGAGUGAAAUACUUGCUCUGGGAGCAGAUAUACCCUUGGCUUCUCCGAGAUUCUUCGAUAUCGCUGUGACGAUCUUAUGCUCGAAUCCCAUUGUUGUCGAUCCGUUUCAAUUCGUCUACGGUCUGCCUCAUUCUCCUCCUUCCUACUGUACACCAUUCAAACAUUCUUUACUUCGAAACGUCAAAAGUUUGGAUAUAACUUAUAGACAAGAUCUCAAAGAUACAGUUCGAAAACCGUACUACUACCUGAAAGAACAAGAACGGAAGGAAUGGGAGAACAAUUUCUUUUCUAGAUCGUGA
Messenger RNA from Kwoniella botswanensis, 441 nucleotides. RefSeq lists its product as uncharacterized. The transcript has a single exon. The record is from RefSeq and is a predicted model, not a curated record. The coding region runs from base 1 to 441 and encodes 146 amino acids. NCBI's taxonomy places the organism in Eukaryota, Fungi, Basidiomycota, Tremellomycetes, Tremellales, Cryptococcaceae.